AUGAAGCGCAGCGUCUAUUGUCGACCUGACCUAUGGCAAGAAGGGCUGCGCGAGACCGUGGAAGCCGAUUGGCCGGAAUAUAAAGAUAGCAGUUUGAUGCUGAGCCGGCCGGCGUAUCAGACCGACGCUUCGAUGAGCCCGGCCGACUGGAAAGCCCGUUUCCUGGAGGUGGUUGUAGAGGAGCUACAGCAGCGCAAGCAGCAUCACGUCCACCUGCCCGGCCCAGACGGGCAGCGACAGCCCUUGGCCCACUGCCAGGACGCCCGGGACCCGUCCAAAUGCAGCAAGCGGAGCUUGCUCGGGGUCUGCUGGGGCCCGGUCAACAAGCCGAACCUCAACGGGAACCACCCCGCGUUCCUCGCGGCGCUGAGAUGCAACGGAGACCUGCAGCUACCCUACCGUUUCCCGAUCACUACCGAGACGCACAGCGACUCGCUUUGCGAGGAGAACUGCGCGGGCAGGCAAGCCAUUCGCUUGCUGAUCAGAGAGGCGCAGCUGACGCAGGCGGCGCAAGCUGGAUAUGCCUGCGACUACAUGAACAAGCGACUGGCGAUCGCCCGGGCCGAGAUCCAAGAGUGGCAGCGGGGGCAGCGGGACUUAGCGGCGGAUCUGGAAGACAAGCCGGUCGGCUACCUCGCGGCUCGAAGCAACAAGAGGCUAAUCACGGAUAUUUACUCCAGGGGGGUCUGCCGCGGCGCCGUGGAAUGCUGCAACCUGAUCGUCAACUCUGGCAAGAACGACCCGACCUCUGCGGAAACGAUUAAGACGGCCCCCGUGACGGAUAUUUCGCUGUCGUUUGGAUUGCGGCUGAUGGAAGCCGCGGAAACCGGUGAGCCGUGGCCCGUGGAGCCGCGGCGCCAGCAGCCGGAUAAGCGCGACUUUGGGCUGCGUCAGACUGUCUCCAGGCCGGCCUUUUGGACCUUCUACGGAUCGCGCGGAAAAGAUCCUCGAGUCUUCGAAUUAUCUGCCUUCGAAUUUGCUCGCCGCUUCCAGUGCGCCGUAGCCAGACAUCCUCGCAAGGUCGCGGACUUAGGCUGCGAAGGCGAAGAGGAAGAGGAGGAGGGCGACGAGGGGCGCAAUUGCGGAGAUCUCGGCGGCGAAGACUGGGUCGCGCUGAGCGACGGCGCUCUGGGGCAAACCUUCAGGCACGAUUGGGUAGCAGUCCUACGGCGCCGGCCCAACGUCCCUGUGGUUCAAGGCGCCUUAGGCAGCCGCUGCGACGAGGAUACUGCCAAGAAGGUGCUCCUGCUGUUCUUUCCAUGGACAAACGAUCCUUCAGAAGCUACCUCUCGCGUGCCCUAUUUGAGCAGCUUCAAGGCCCCGGGCGUCAAGACCUGGAGACACGCGCUGCGAUUCCGCCUGCUGCGAGACGGGUUCCCGACCGAGGAGGUCAAGCAGUUUGCUCAAAACUUCUGCUUCGUCUACGGCCUGCCGCGAGAACUUCAGCCGAGCGACAAGCUGGAGGAAAACAGCGACAACGAGUUCGAAGACGAGCCGAUGGAGCUGGAGGAGGAAGACCUCCUGGCGGCGCAGGCCACGCGCAUCAAAGGCGCCGCGCAGCCGGGCGAAGCUGGGGGAGAAGAGGAAGAAGACGCCGAGGCAGAGACGCCAGAAGACGCGACCGCCAAGGCGCAGAAGUCUGGCGGGGCGGCCGCGUCCGGCGAGGGCGACCCAAGCUUCGCCCAACACUAUGCCGAUAUGGCGGCCAAGCAGGCCGUGGAAGACCACGACGAGCUCGAGGAAGCGGCCAAGGCCGGCCUGCUCGGGUGGCUGGAAGCCAAGCGGCCCAACCUAAACGCCAAGCAGCAAGAAAUCUUGGCGCUAGUCGUGGAGCGGGUUCUGAUCGAGUGUGGCCUGCUCGCGCCGGAAGAGUCGAGCAUCGACUACGAGGUCGCCGCCUUCCAGGCUGUGAACGCCGCGGACAUCAAGGGCAAGACGAUCCACAACGUCUGUGGUUUGAGCGCCGACUGGAAGGCCGUCGACCGCGCCGUCAGCAAGGAGGUGGCCAAGCGGAUGGGGCUCUGGCGCUGGCUCAUCAUCGACGAAGUCAGCAUGGUGAACGCCCGGCUCCUGGCGCAAGUGGAUCAGCGCCUGCGCAGCGCGGUGCCAGACGCGGCGGCUUGGAAGCUCGACCCCGUGAUUAACUCCUCCCGACCCUUCGCGGGCAUCAACGUGCUCUUCACCGGGGAUUUCUAUCAACUGCCUCCGCCUAGCGGGGCGUACUUGGGCGACGUCCCCUACAAUCGGCGCCCGCGAGCGCCCGACGACUUGACGGCCCCGGACCCCUUGGCGGACUAUGGCAGGGAGCUGUUCUGGGGCGGCGCCGUCCAAGGCGUCACCGAGUUGGAGGAGCGGGAGAGAUGCAAGGACGGCUGGUGGAAUGCAGUUGUGGACGAGCUACGAGCCGGGCACCUCUCGGAGCGCAACUGGAAAUAUCUCCAUGGGCUCCCGGUGGAAGGCUGCGCCCUGUCCGACGAAGAACGGGCGUCUCGACGACGAGUCGUCGCGGGCCACAGCGACCCGCGGCUCCAGGAAGCCAAGUUCAAGCAGGCGCCAGUCAUCGUCGCGAACAACGACGCCAAGUUUCA
Effrenium voratum is the source of this 2588-nucleotide messenger RNA. NCBI's taxonomy places the organism in Eukaryota, Dinophyceae, Suessiales, Symbiodiniaceae. The record is from the annotation of a GenBank genome assembly.